AUGGACAGGUUGCACUCCUCCAUGCGUAAAAGGCUCUACAGUUUGCCACAGCAUAUUGGACAGAAAGCUUCUAUCAUGGGCGAAGGAGAAGACGGCGACAAGGACACCCGGAGGAAGAGUAUUAGGAUGAAACCCUUGCCAUCACCAACCUCCAGAGGAAGCUUCAAAGGCAUCGGGGAGACCAGAAGUGGGGACACGGUGAUCAUGGAGACGGACAUUGGAAGACCAUUGAAGACCAGCAUAAAUGGAGAUUGUCGGAGAUUUCGUGGCAGUCUCUCCUCCAUCACCAGUCGGCAUGUGCACGACUCAGACUCGGCGGAGGAGAGGCGCCUCAUCACCGAGGGGGACGUCACCCCGAGCGAGGAGAGCCCCCCUGGAGCUAUUGGCGGCGGGGCUGACCAGGGUGCGCAAGGCGCCAGCGGUGGUGGUGCUGGUGGUGCCCAACAUGCUUCUCUUGACCAGGAAUCAGGGUUCAUAAAGUUGGAUGGCAUUGAUCAAAUUUCGCCGGACGACGAGAGAUUGUACCAGGCAGGAUUCAUACACAGGCAGUUUGGGGCAAUGCUGCAACCGGGGGUCAACAAGUUCUCCCUAAGGAUGUUUGGGAGCGAAAAGGCGGUGGAACGGGAACAAGAGCGGGUUAAAUCCGCCGGAUUUUGGAUAAUUCACCCUUACAGUGAUUUCAGGUAACUAACUCCAUUGGGCUCUGGCCAGACGUCAGAGCGUCAUGCGCCGAUGAAGUGUAGGAAGGAUGUGUUCAUACACACUCACCUAGCCUACAAGUCAAAUGAAAUGUGUACUUUAUUGUCACCUGAUACUUUCACUAUCUCAAAAUCAGGCUCAAUGGCACAUGCAUUAGUGAUAGGGUAUUUAGUGAUGGCAUCAGAAAAUGCAGUCAUCUCGGAUAUAAAAGAAUACAUUUGGUUCAGGCCUAAUUCUGUGUGUAAAUGUGUGUAACAAUUUUUUUAUGAAUUGAAAACGAAUCUAAAAUAAUUUAACUCGUCAUUUAAAAUGUAUUUAUUAGACAUCAGAUAUAGUAUAACUAUAACUUAUUAAACAUUGGAAAUACAACGAUAAAGUCAAAUAAAUGUAAUGUAGGCUACUAUAUACAAAUCAUGGCGUCAGAAUAAUGUGUGGCAGGAACAGGCCACACAUCACACACAAAUAUGGUUCUCAAAGGUGUCUGUUCAGUUGCAGGCCUACGGGAUAAAUCACCGUUUAAAACAGAAUCAACAGAAGUGCACCAAUGUUCCAUGUUCUCUCUUUUUCAUUAAAUCAUACUCAGGGAAAUUAUUUAUCACUAAUCAAUGUACAGCAACUCUAUUGGCUUUAUGUGAGGGUAUGUGCCAAUGAUUGAAUAAUUAGACCCCCCCCCCCCCCCCCCCCCCAUACACACACACACUACUUGUAUUUAAGGUUUCAGGUUUCAUGUGUUCAACAUUAUAAUAACCAGUUCUACCUAUAAAUUACCAGUACCAUUCUUCAAGUUUUCAUAUAAGAGGUCUAAAUGGAAGUGCAGCCUCAUUCUCUUGUUAUUCAUUAAGUAUUGCCCUUGACUGUGACAUUGGCUAUACAGUACAGUGCAUGCAUCUGAUGCAUGGCUUCAAAUGUAAAGCACAGGAUUGCCCAGCAUUAUGGAUAUUGUCCAUUAUUGAUGCUAUACCUCAAGGGCCUACCUGCCAUAUGUCCAAAAACAUACAGUGAAUUCUAAUGUAUAUCCAGAGAACGAGUGAAACAUUAUGGUGAAACAUAGCUACAGAAAGUAUGAUAUACAGUAUAAACCAAUAUGAAUGUAGUCUGCAUUUAUAAAGCAUCUUCACUCAUUUUCAAAAUAAGCAGUGAUCUUUAUAAUCCCAAUAAUGUAAUUAAGUUAAUAACAACCUCUUACACAGGCUUAAUUUAUAUAGUGGAUUGUAAUCAUUCAUCUCAUACAUAUAAUAUAGGAUAGAUUAGGAGUGAAUAUUUUAUUAAGGAAUAAUGUUUUUACUCCGAAAGUGGAUUACAGUAUUGCAGCAACCAGAUACAAAGUUUGAUAUUGCAAUUGGAAUAUUUGUUUAUGCAUAAUUUAAAUAGUAAAUAUAUUGUACAAUAUUAUAUCAUACUAUAUUAUAUCAAACUAUAAGACCAUUUAACACAAUUUUAUCUGAUCCCAUUAGACAAAUUAUAGUAAUAUACAUGAAUGCUUAACCAAAUGAUCUCAAAUACAUAAAAAAUUUUUGAGAGGUGAUCUUAAUUUACCCAAUCAUCAUGCUUUCCAGUAUUCUGAUACGUUCAAAAAUAUUUAGGUCAUUGAUACAGUUUGUCUCUGGCUGCCAUAUUGGAGGUCUGUAUCAGGGUUUCAAGGACAUUGAAAUGGCUAAUGAAAACCUUUUAAACAGUUAGUCAAUUAGUUGACAUCUGGCCUCAUGCUUACCUUAUUGUUUUGAGGUGGCAUUAAAUGAUCAACUGGACAUACACAAUCUCUAAUCAUAUAGUUAAAAUAAAAGCCUCCAACUAUUUACAUGUUGGCUAAUGCCUUUAUUGUUACCAGACGAAACGCUAACGCUAAAUGCAAAAAUAUAUAUUGUGAAAGACAAUAGCAGAAGCCUAAUUGCCCGACAGAUCUUUCCCUUUCCUUGACAUUGGAUCUGAUCCAGCCUGUUUAUCUUUGGUUCAUCUACUGUACACUGAUAUAAUGAUAUACAGUAAUACCACAUCCAACCCCAUCACCUGUCACACAAGCAGAAGGUGUGUCAUAACAGUAGUGCUUCAAGAACAAGACCAGGUUUGUCUCGCUUGUGAGAGACAAGUGUGUGUGACGAGUGUGUACAGGCAGGCUAUGCUGGCGGCCAGAGGGGGAGAGAGGGAGCAGGCAGCAGUGUCAGGCAGGCAGACACAGCCCAGGGCUGUGGAGAGAGAGAGAAGGGCUCAGGGAAAGGAAGGCACUCUCCAUGGAAAACAGACUGAUUUAUCUGCUUGUUUACCCAUUGGUCUUGUGAAUCUACACAGACAUUCUGUUGCCUUUACAUCACAGGAUGGUGCACAUUUCUCAGAUGCCUGGAUUACUUAGCUCAGGCUGCCAAGAAAAGAAAUGAGAGGCCAUUUGCUUUGCCUUUGCAAGAAGUGUAUGUGGGUGUGUGGGGUGUGUGUGGGUGGGUGGGUGGGUGUGUGCAUUGUGCAAGUGACAGUGACAGUAUAUAGUAGUAUACAUGCAUAUCUGAGUAAGUUGGGAGUUGAAUCAUACGAUUUGUUGUACCAUCAUUUUUGUUUUGUUUCAUCCAGGAAUAUAUUCCAACAGUGUUGAGUAACCUUCAUAGUACACUGUAUUCAGUAACUGGAACACUGGAUUCCUUUUGUCUUAUUGUCAGGAUUCUGAUUAUGUUUACGCAUUUCAUACCAAGGUUAUUGGAUGAUUUGUUUCUCAGUGUGGAGUAUUGGUAUUCAGUGAGGGAUAGAUCACAGAUGCUGCAAUCAAUUAUCUGACUGUUACCCCUCUCUCCCACCACAAGGACCAUCAUCUCCUUUCCCAAUGUCACCCCUCCCACCUGUACCACUACAGUUAGCACCUCCUACACCAAAGUCACUCCUCUGUCUCCCACACCUGCAAUUGCCUCCCACUCUUGCUAUAAUUACUUACACCCCCAACUCCCCUCUUUCCCCUUAUAAAGAAGUGAGACGAGAGUUACUGUAUGUACAGGAGUCUGACGGUUCUAGUAUAUCCCCCUCCCUCGGUAGCUACAACCUCUGACUCCCCCUGGCAUCCAACACAUCCUAAUGUCCAGUGGCCAUGCCUGCCAAGUGGCAUGACAAUCAGGUCAAUCACUUGCCUCGCUCAGUGUGUGUGGGAGGGUAUUACUGUAUAUCGGCAUAAUUGUAUUUGAAACAUUUCGGCUUGCUGACAGCAGUUUACACGCUAUAAAAUCAGUUCACUGUGAUUAUAUGGGACGUUCCUCUCACUUGUGCAAUUAAAAAUCUCUUUCAGUCCUGACUCAUUGUUAAAUGGUCUGCUAUCAUUAUAAUUUAGUCAUCCAGUUGAUGCCUUUACCAUUAACAUAGGUCACACUGAACAUUCUGUGCUUCAGCAUGCUUAAGUGUCCCCAUUGAAGUACAAUACUCUACUAAUGAGUAGUCUUGAAAACCCGACCCUAGGCAAUAGUGACUAGGGUCUGGUUUCAAUGAUGGACUCUUUUGGCAUAGAGGAACUGUCACUGCCUACGUCACUACUUUAUCAGCUUAAAUAAACUACAAAAUAGUUGCUAGCAAGAUGGAGAUCACAGAGGCUAUUUUGAAUGAGUGCAUAUCCCAAGUGAAAAAAAUAAAAAAUAAAGUGGCUAGUUUGCAUUGGUUUUAGUUAAGGUUUUGACUGCAAACUUUGGUUAUGAAUCGCGACGUUCUGGCUUGUCUGCCUCGUGAUUUGUUGGGAGUGACCAUUUUUUUCUCUUCCCUUAUCGACGUAGGCAGUGACGUAGUUCACUAUGCCAAAAGAGUCCAUAAUUGAAACCAGACCAUAGUCACUGUGUUGCCUAGGGUCGGGUUUUUGAUACUAGCUAAUGAGUGCAGCUGUCUAAAUGUACAUGAGAUGAGCAAACGAACUACUUUUUUGCAUUGUGUCAUCCCACUAAGCAUCCUUAGCUGUAGCCUAUAACCUUGUUCCCUCCACUAACAGGUUGUAUUGUCACAGACAGACUUGUGUGAGAGAUGGGAUUCAUUCUUGUUUGCACAGUAGGUUGUGUAAGACGUUUCCUGUUUCUUCUAGUUGUCAUUAUUAAGGAAUGGGAGCAGGUUGAUUACUUGAGGAGAAGCCAAGUAAGGAUAUGUCAGACCAUGGGGAGGAGCUGACGUAGAGAGGGCCCACCCCUCAUCCCAUGCAGUUAACAGUAGAUGUGUCUCUGUUGAGAUUUUGUUUACAUUCAUAUUCAAAUCUUUAUACUAUUCAGCCAGGCUUUUGGUCAGAUGAGAGUAAAGGUAGUCUUUUUAUUUGUAGAACCUUUCAAACCUACUUGGAAAUGUGACGUUAAAGGUGCAAUAUGCAGAAAUCGCUCUGCCAUUUCCUGGUUGCUAAAAUUCUAAUAGUUAGCCUAAUUUCAGUUAAUGUGACAAAACAAGCAGUCAUUGUGUAGAGAAUCAUUGUACCAUCUAAGCUGCUGUGAAAUAUAUUUUCCAUAACCAAAAAUAUUGUAUUUUCAGCUGUUUAAAGCUGGUGUACAAAACCGAAAGUAAAACACGCAAAAACGAAACCUAAGAACUGGAAGCAUAGAAAAUGGCGCAAAUAGAACAGAUCUACCGCUUCUUAGACUUGCUUUCAAUGAGAAUGACAGAUCUAUAACUCACAUUUCUAUGUGAAUUUGGUCGGGUCGCCCAAAAAGUAACAUAUUUCAGCUUUAAAAUUAGGGGGAUUAUGAUCAUGAGGAAACUGUUUCUGUGUUGUUGCCAUAGAAUAAACAGAAAAUAGUGCCACUGGCAGGCAUAUUGACUAGAAUCAGAGACAGAAAUAGCACAUGGCUGAAAUUAAAGUAUAGAAGGAGAUGAAGGAGGAUCUUGUAAAAACAAAUUAUGGGCAUGGUUGGAACUCUGUGAUUGAGUUUCUAUUUCCCUGCCUUUGCUAUUUAAUAUUGUCAUAAUAAGCAGAAAUUAAAGUGUCACUGGGAGUCACACACUGUCAUGACUACUGGAAUUCAGCAAUAUUUUUCCUUGUCAACUAUUGUAUAACGUUGAGAGGGAGGGGAGGAGCACAGCACAUCUUCUGAGGGGAAAAGACAGCUUAAAAAUGGCAUCGUAAUCCAAUCUAAAGGCUCAUUUCCAGAGCCAAAGCUGUACAGCCUAAUUUCUGCUCAUUGCUGAACAUGCGUCUUCUUCCUUCCUGUGGGGAAGUGAUGUAGCCAGCCAGCCAACCAGCCUGCAGCAGAGCAGAGGUGAUUGAUUGGUGAUUUGUAGGGGGGAAUCAGUGAGAGAUUUGGCAAGGUUAAUGACAGAUGAUGCGUCAUUAAUAACCUUGUAAGGGUUGUGGGUUCGUUUCCCACGGGGGGCCAGUAUGAAAAUGUAUGCACUCACUAACUGUAAGUCGCUCUGGAUAAGAGCAUCUGCUAAAUGACUAAAAUGUAAAUGUAAAAUGUAAUUCAGCAGCACCCUGAAUUAUGCAUCAUCAGUAGUAGUAUACUAUUUAAUACUGCCGUAUCCCCACGGAGUUGGAAAAAGACAAGACUUUUAACAUGAAAGCUUCUUUUGGUUUUAAAGACUCUAUUAAGCAUAAAACAGUGCUGUCAACCCAAUCAGGAGAGGAGGUUAACCUUCCCUGCUGUGUCUGUCAAUCAGUCGACUCCCUCCCUCCGCCUCAACCUCUGCCAGGAGAUUCCCUGUUCAAACCUUCAAACCCCACUUCUCACCAGGCUUUUUGAUUCAUCCUGCAUAACCAUCGCCAUCUCCCCAAAGAGAUUUCACUUGGCAGUAAAUAAGGCCUCUAAAAAGAAAUCUUCUAGUUCCUUCUCCUCCUGUUACCUUUCCAGAGGAAUACAUUAAAGAAAAGUGAAGUAGAGCAGAUUUAGAAGAGAAAAUGCACAUUACUGUAGGGUUGAAUGCAUUUCAAGGGCCAAGAAACACCAUUAUAUCCAAAUGUGCAUUAGCAGAAAUACUUCCUUCUGAAUGCAUAUUGUAACACUCAUUAGUUCAGCUUGCUUCAACUCCCCAUGACAGGGUUAUUAUCCUGUUUCUAAAAUACAUCUCUGUUUGGAAAUGUACUGUAGCAAUCAGCCUGUAAAAAUGGGAUAAGAGUUGUGCUUGUCAUUAUCAAACUAAAGGGGGAUGCUUGCUGCUGAAUCAAAACUGUUGCUCUGAUAAUGGAAAUGUUUCAGCAGCUCAAAAGGAAAGGAAAUAUACGAAAUGUCCCUUGUUUUCCAGUCUGGACAAGUCUUCUGUGUGUAUAAAGGCUUCAGUUUGUAUCCCCUUUUGGUUCAUCAUAACAAUAAUGGUAUCCCAGGUCAAAAUGAGGUCUUAUAAAUGACUCCACCAUUUCUAUUUCAGUACGUAAAUGAAGAUUGCACAUUGAAUGUAAGCAUAAUUGUGUUUGUAUGGUGGCUGGUCAUAUUGAUCUUGCGACAGUGCUUUGUAAAUGUGUCUGUUGGAAGCACAACCAACAGCUUGUCAUACAGAAAUACAGCUUUGGCAGUUCAAUCAUUGAAUGUUUCAUAGGUUGGGAAAACUAUAGGCUAUAUCAAUGUACAGCAGACUGUUUCAAUACACUAUAGUGACAGGGUACUAAACCCUCUCGGGAAAAUUGGAAUUUGAAUGACAAAUUAUACAGGUGUAAUACAUGGCUGCAAUGCUCUAGUAGACACACACACACACACACACUUUAUCUCUCUCUCACUCGCUCUCUCUCUCUCGCUCUCUCUUGACUUGCUCGUAGCUCAGGUAGAAAGGGAGGGGGUGGGAUCAGAUGACAGUGUUGUCUACUUUCAGUCAGGUUGAUUGCAGUUGAUUUGAGGGUGCGUUUUCAUAUUGAUUUGUUUGGGUCUUGCGGGACCUCUAGUUUGUCAUUGGGUGAUUUAUAGAAAAUGAUCUGGGAGGAAAUAAUGCAGUCUCUCCACCCUGCAUGGUGGCCACAUGCAGCCAUAGGCUCUGACUGACUGCUCCAGCUCUAUUGGUGGGUGUUGGGAGUGAGUGUCUCCCCCAGGUCCGGCCCCCAGCCAGCCCUCAUGGAGCAUGUCUCUCCUCUCCUCUGCACGGCACACUACAGUACAGUGCUAAUAGCCUAUGUAGUAGGGGUGCCAUAGUGGGGAAAUGGGUGCGGCCGGAGGAGUCAUUGCACCCUUUUUUAAUUUAGUGAAGGUAAAGCACAGGAUUAGCGAGAGCUCUGGAUCUGGCUGAGCCUGAGAGUGGGGUAAUCAAAAGAGGCUGCUGCCGUGUCCAUCCACCAAUAUUAGGAGCACACAUCACAUCACAGGAGAUUAUUACAACACAAUUUAUUUAAUGGUGGGAGGAUGGGAUGGAGAGGCUGAGGUUGGGCCGUGCCGUGGGGGGAGGGCUGCCAGUCAACAUGGCACGGCGGCAGAGUGAUUGAAAUGUACCGUGUGACCUCAGCACACUUGUGGGAGCGUGACAUGCAAAGCAAACGACUGAUUUGAGAAUAUAUGUAUUUUUAUGUAUGUCAAUGUAUUUUUUUCCUAGAAUGUCAUUUAAUUAGAAAGUAACCUUGGCAUAGUGAUGGUAAUCUGCGGGGGUGAGAUUAUAUUGAUUGAUAUACAUUUUCUAAAUGGGAAAAGGCUGGCUCUGCCUUUCCCCGGUAACAAUAGAUGUCAUCCUUCAUCCUCCUAGUAUUUUUGAUGUAUUUUUGUCACCUGGCAAAUGCUGUGUUGGUUCGUUGUGUGUCCUUCCCAUUGCUCUGUCCUCUGCAACAUCAAUUUAUAAUCUCACCAGGUGGAUUCACAACCCCAGAUAGCCCAGAUCCAUUCACAAGUUUUUCUUCUUUUAACACUUUUCACUAUCAAAUGUGUUUUUCUUGCCGCUAGACGUCUGUGAUUAUUGUCCCGCGGACCAGUGGUAAAUAUGUCAGUUUUACUUAUCUCAACGUUUCAGGGGGAGUGUUGUGUGAUGUGAAAAAGUUAUUUUUCUCUCUAUUCAUCACCCUACAGUGAAGGAAAAAGUCUCAAGCCCUGUGUGUGUGUGUAUGUGUGUGUGUGCCAUUGGUGUGACAUCUAGGUGACCUAGAGCUCUGCAGACCUGCCUGCUGCAGCCUGCUAGACAUAUCUAUCCCCAGGCCAUUUGGAUAAAAGACCUGUGAUAGGGGAAUAUAGAAUGAACCAACAUUCCCACAUGAGAUAGGUGGAGGAAAAGGAAAAAGGAGUAUAGAUUUUCGGACUAAAAUCUAUGUGGAUUACGGUCAGAUAUCAUUGUGGUGAUGUUUCUUAAUCUGGGGACAUGAUGGCGGCCUUGUGAAAUUAACAGCACGUUUUCUUGAAGAAAGACAAGUUUGAUUUGUAAUCAUCAAGGCCAGCUGAAGCUGUAAUUACAAUUGCUGCAGGUUCCAGUGACACAUUACUCCACUCGACCGAACAAUGCAAGCCAAUCUCCAAAUGAAACCUCAGGCUGUGGUGUAACUGCAGUAACAGAAUUAAGACACUGCGUUACGUUUUAAUUAUGCCAUGUAGUGCCGUAUUUUAGCUGUCAGUCAAACUCUGCAAAAGUGAAACUAAAACUUAAGUUUAGGCAUUAACUCAGAAUGGUUAGGGUUAAGGUUAGGGAUAGGUUUAAACUUAAAGGGAUACUUCAGGAUUUUUUCCUUGAGUAUUCCAUAAGAGAAUGGGCUGGAACAAUGACGAAAAUGAGCUUCAGAAGAAAGUAUUUUAUAAAGGUAGCUGAGGCCGUGACCAGGAUUUAGCACUGCUGAAUGGACAGUGCCUCGGGCAGGUUAACUCUGUGGUGCUCAAUGGACAGCACCUCUGUCUAGCCAGCUAUAAUUCUUACCGUUUGUGGACAGGCAAGUCGACGGUUUGUGGGCACAGUUAGUUUCACACACACUGAUUACAUUUUACAAGUUUGUAAAGGCUAAUAAACAAUUAUUCUCAUGUUCAUUCAACAGUAGCCUAACCUGCAAAUUGCAAACGAAAAUGCAUUUAGGCCUACCUUUACUUUUAAAUAAAGUCCAUUCCUCUGUCCUUACAUCGCUGACUGUUUAAAUCAAAUCAUUCUGUAUUCUGUUUGAUGUAGGCCUACCCAAAAACACAGUGGAAGUCUUCAAGUGUCUGGGUUCAUCAUUACCCCGAAAUGCUAACUCUUGUUUCCCUAAGCAUGUUGCUAUAAUAAGGUCCUUCUUCAAAAUCUCACGGUUUUCCUUUAGGCUACCUACCCACUGGGCACAGACGUCAAUUCAACGUCUAUUCUACAUUGGUUCAACGUAAUUUCCUUGUAAUGAUGUGGAAACAACGUUGAUUCAACCAAUGUGUGCCCAGUGGGUUAGCAUUGUGCAUGGUCACUUGUUGUUCUUGCCAUUUAAUGCCAGAUCGAGCCGUGUGUUCCCCAAAGUUGUUAGGGUGAUCUGGUGUUGGGAUGUGGGAAGCCGAUUUUUCGUGUUUGAUGAGGGCAUCAGGUUGUUGAUGUGACAGUAGCAGCCUUCUGUUGUCCCCAGUUUGUAUUUGUAUUUGUGUUUUAUUAGGGAUCCCCAUUAGCUGCUGCCAAGGCAGCAGUUACUCUUCCUGGGGUCAAAACACAUCGAGACACUUACAUUACACAUAAAACAAAAUAUAAAACAGUACAUCAUAUAACAUCGCUACACCACUACAUAUCCACAACACAAAAUGCACGAUACCACCAUACAACAAUACCACAAUGUACGUGUGUAGAGUGUGUGUGCUAGCGCCCGUGUGUGUAUGCGUGUGUCUGUAUCUGUGUGUGUGUCUCUUCACAGUCGACGCUGUUCAAUAAGGUGUAUUUUUAUGUUUUUUAAAUCUGAUUCUACUGCUUGCAGCAGUUACCUGAUGUGGAAUAGAGUUCCAUGUAGUCAUGGCUCUAUGUAGUACUGUGCGCCUCCCAUAAUCUGUUCUGGACUUUGGGAUUGUGAAGAGACCUCUGGUGGCAUGUCUUGUGGGGUAUGCAUUGGUGUCUGAGCUGUGUGCUAGUAGUUUAAAACAGACAGCUCGGUGCAUUCAGCUUGUCAACACUUCUUACAAAAACAAGUAGUGAUGAAGUCAAUCUCUCCUCCACUUUGAGCCAUGAGAGAUUGACAUGCAUAUCAUUAAUGCUGCCCUGUUCUGAGCCAAUUGGGAUUUUCCUAAGUCCCUCUUUGUGAUAACACGACUGAACAGUAGUCCAGGUGCGACAAAACUAGGGCCAGUAGGAACUGCAUUGUUGAAAGUGUUGUUAAGAAGGCAGAGCAGCGCUUUAUUAUAGACAGACUUCUCCCCAUCUUAGCUACUGUUGUAUCAACAUGCUUUGACCAUGACAGUUUACAAUCCAGGGUUACUCCAAGCAGUUUAGUCACCUCAACUACUCAAUUUCCACAUUAUUCAUUACAAGAUUUAGUUGAGGUUUAGGGUUUAGUGAAUGAUUUGUCCCAAAUACAAUGCUUUUAGUUUUUGAAAUAUUUAGGACUAACUUAUUCCUUGCCAACCCAUUCUGAAACGAACUGCAGCUCUUUGUUAAGUGUUGCAGUCAUUUCAGUUGCUGUAGUAGCUGACGUGUUAAGUGUUGAGUCAUCCGCAUACAUAGACACACUGGCUUUACUCAAAGCCAGUGGCAUGUCGUUAGUAAAGUUUGAAAAAAGUAAGUAAGGGGCCUAGACAGCUGCCCUGGGGAAUUCCUGAUUCUACCUAGAUUAUGUUGGAGAGGCUUCAUUAAAGAACACCAUCUGUGUUCUUUUAGACAGGUAACUCUUUAUCCACAAUAUAGCAGGGGGUGUAAAGCCAUAACACAUACGUUUUUCCAGCAGCAGACUAUGAACGAUAAUGUCAAAAGCCGCACUGAAGUCUAACAAAACAGCCCCCACAAUCUUUUUAUUAUCAAUUUCUCUCAGUCAAUCAUCAGUAAUUUAUGUAAGUGAUGUGCUUGUUGAUUGUCCUUCCCUAUAAGCAUGCUGAAAGAAUGUUGUCAAUUUGUUUACUGUAAAAUAGCAUUGUAUCUGGUCAAAUACAAUUUUUCCCAAAAGUUUACUAAGGGUUGGUAACAGGCUGAUUGGUCAGCUAUUUGAGCCAGUAUUUUUAGGUAGUGGAAUUACUUUUGCUUCCGUCCAGGCCUGAGGGCACACACUUUCUAGUAGGCUUAAAUGGAAAGAUAUGGCAAAUAGGAGUGGCAAUAUCGUUCGUUAUUAUCCUCAGUAAUUUUCCACCUAAGUUGUCAAACCCCGGUGGCUUGUCAUUGUUGAUAGACAAUGGAAUUCAAAAUUACAAUGCUUGUCUUUCAUAAUUUGAUCAGUUAUACUUGGGUGUGUAGUGUCAGCGUUUGUUACUGGCAUGUCAUGCCUAAGUUGGCUAAUCUUGCCAAUUAAAAAAUAAUUAAAGUAAUUGGCAACAUCAGUGGGUUUUGUGAAUGAUGGAGCUGAGUUUGCCUUUUUACCCAGAAUUUCAUAUAAGGUGCUCUAGAGCUUUUUACUAUCAUUCUUUAUAUCAUUUAUCUUUGUUUCAUAGUAUAGUUUAGUCACAUGAUUUCUCAAUUUGCAGUACGUUUGUCAAUCGGUUGUGCAGCCAGACUUAUUUGCCAUUCCUUUUGCCUCAUCCCUCUCAACCAUAAAAUGUUUCAAUUCCUCAUCAAUCCACGGGGAUUUAACAUUUUCUUAAUGGGUGCAUGCUUAUUAGUAACUGGAAUAAGCAAUUUCAUAAAUGUGUCAAGUGCAGCGUCUGGUUGCUCCUCAUUACACACCACAGACCAACAAAUAUUAUUUACAUCAACAACAUAGGAAUAACUACAAAACGUAUUGUAUGACCUCUUAUACACUAUAUUAGGCCCAGCCUUUGGAACUUUGGUUUUCCUAGAUAUGACUACUAUUUUGUGAUCACUACAUCCAAUGGAUCUGGAUACUGCUUUCAAGCUAAUUUCCUAAGCAUUAGUAAAGAUGUGAUCAAUAUAUGUUGAUGAUUUCGUUCCUGUGCUGUUUGUAACUACCCUAGUAGGUUGACUGAUAACCUGAACCAGGUUGCAGGCACUGGUUACAGUUUGAAGCUUUUUCUUGAGUGGGCAGCUUGAUGAAAGCCAGUCAAUAUUUAAAUCACCCAGAAAAUAUAUGUCUCUGUUGAUAUCACAUGCAUUAUCAAGCAUUUCACACAUGUUAUCCAGAUACUGACUGUUAGCACUUGGUGGUCUAUAGGAGCUUCCCACAAGAAUGGGCUUUAGGUGAGGCAGAUAAAACUGUAGCCAUAUAACAGUAUUUAACAUGAGAUCCUCUCUAAGCUUUACAGGAAUGUGGUUCUGAAUAUAAACAGCAACACUUCCACCAUUGGCAUUUCUGUCUUUUCUGUAGAUGUUAUAACCAUGUAUUGCUACCACUGUAUCAUCAAAGGUAUUAUCGAAGUGAGUUUCAGAGAUAGUCAGAAUAUGAAAUUAUGAGAAGAGCAGGCAAGGGAAACAGUAAGCGCAGCCACACAGCCAGUGUUUUUGUUCAUACCACUCCUGUUUAAAACGAUCUGAUGAUUUUCUGUCCGUUCCUCUGUUGAAGGUCAGGAAGCCAGCUGUAUAGUAUCCAUUUUGUCAGGUUGUUUUUACUCGCUAUCUAGCUUCCUUACUCAGUUUACGAGAUGAGCGCCAAAUUAUGUAGACACGCCCAAAUAAGCAGUGCUUUUCCCACACAGCUUGUUUAAGCCUUAAAGGCAAUACGCAUGCGCAAAAUAUGAAAUCUGCACAAUGCAACGAAGUAAGCUAGUAUAAGCAGCGAGGCCUAUACCUACCCUGUCCAUCAACAUGACUGCAGUCAGGAAAUGCGGCACGUCAACGAUUUGAAUGGAUGGGAAGGUAGGCUCAGAUCGACAAGAGCUUCUGAUGCAGUUUUAGCACAUUUUGGGAUUUUGAGCAUAAAAAGAUGUGACACAUUGAGAAAAAACAUUACAUAAAAAAAGGCAAUUUUGUAUAUAAUUUAUUUUUUAUUUUGCUUUUGAGAACAGCUUAUUGAUGUCACUUGUUAAAUCCACUUCGAUCAGUGUAGAUGAAGGGGUGGAGACAGGUUAAAGAAGGAUUUUUAAACCUUGAGACAAUUGAGAGAUUGUGUAUGUGUGCCAUUGGUAGUAGGUGCCAGUCGUACCGGUUUGAGUGUGUCAAGAACUGCAACGCUGCUUGGAUUUUCAUGCUCAACAGUUUCCUGUGUGAAUCAAGAAUGGUCCACCACCCAAAGGACAUCCAGCCAACUUGACACAACUGUGGGAAGCAUUGGAGUCAACAUGGGCCAGCAUCCCUUGUGGAACGCUUUCGAUACCAUGUAGAGUCCAUGCCCCGACAAAUUGAGGCUGUUUUGAGGGCAAAAGGAAGGUGUUCAAUAUUACUCAAUAUUAGGAAGGUGUUCAUAAUGUUUUGUACACUCAGUGAAGAUAGUGAGUGUCUAUAGAUAGUGAGUGUCUAUAGAUAGUGAGUGUCUAUAGCGAUUGAGUGUCUAUAGAGAGUGAGUGUCUGUAGCUAGUGAGUGUCUGUAGAGAGUGAGUGUCUGUAGAUAGUGAGUGUCUAUAGAUAGUGAGUGUCUGAUAGAGUGAGUGUCCUAUAGAUAGUGAUGUCUGUAGAGAGUGAGUGUCUUAGAUAGUGAGUGUCUAUAGAGAGUGAGUGUCUUUAGAUAGUGAGUGUCUAUAGAGAGUGGUGUCGAGAUAGUGAGUGUCUAUAGAGAGUGAGUGUCUGUAGAGAGUGAGUGUCUAUAGAUAGUGAGUGUCUAUAGAUAGUGAGUGUCUAUAGAGAGUGAGUGUCUGUAGCUAGUGAGUGUCUAUAGAUAGUGAGUGUCUAUAGUGAGUGAGUGUCUAUAGAGAGUGAGUGUCUGUAGAGAGUGAGUGUCUAUAGAUAGUGAGUGUCUGUAGAUAGUGAGUGUCUAUAGAUAGUGAGUGUCUAUAGAGAGUGAGUGUCUGUAGAUAGUGAGUGUCUACAGAGAGUGAGUGUCUGUAGAUAGUGAGUGUCUGUAGAUAGUGAGUGUCUACAGAGAGUGAGUGUCUGUAGAUAGUGAGUGUCUAUAGAUAGUGAGUGUCUGUAGAUAGUGAGUGUCUGUAGAUAAUGUCUAUAAAUAGUGUCUAUAGAUAGUGCCCACUUUCUUGCAAAAUGUUUGUUAACAUGCCUUUUCUCAGGCCAGUGAUGUUUGAGAAACAGACGUGGCUUCUAUUCACCAGGCCGUUGGCAGCAGUAGCAGUGCUGCCUGCUAUAGCACUACUAAACCAUAGGGAACCAGUGGGGCUCCCACUCACUGCAACAACCUCUCCACUUAUGGAGGGCCUGAGUGGAGUCCAGCAGAAUAAAGAGCCCUGUCUGUGUGGCUGCCAUGAUUCACAGGAAGUACUUCCCCAUUCCCCAGCCGCAAUGUGUUUGGCCUCCUCCCACCCUCACGCUGCGCUUGCCGUCUGACUAGAAGACUCAGACAAAUGGCUGGUAGGGUUAGUGAGAGUGUGGUGGAAUCUCCAUUCUCUCCACAGUCCAAGUACUACUCUUUAGUGUAGAAAGGUAGCAAAAUUGUACCAAGGACUGGUUAGCGAAAUUCAGCAAGACUGUAGGAAAGGUGUGCAAAGGCAAAACUGUGCGAACAAUCUUCACAUUACAACAACAUCAAGAAUAGAAAUAAUCAAAAAUACGAUAAAUACCCAUAACAGACAAAAAGCACGCUUUUGCUCAUAUUAACACAACAAGGAAACCAGAUUCAACCACGCCAACCAAAUUAAAUUCAUUUAGCUUAAAACUUCUUAGUAGGUUUUCCGAACGAACGACUGGCGAACUGCCGAAAAUUGGUAAGAUUCCCGCCUGAACCGUAACUUUUUUGGGUGGAGGGUGGUAAUGUUGACUAAAUUGCUUUCAAUUGUGAUUUACGAGUCUAGCAUCUCUUCCACAUCUCCAAAGACCUCUUCUUCCCCGUUAUUUGUAAUUCAGUUAGAUUAUUUUCCCAGGCUAUUGUUAGCACCUGCCAGGGAAGACUGAAUAGGAAAGGUGGUGGCAGGGAAAUAUGUUUAAAUCAAAUGCAUGUGCACUAUUUAGCACAUACACUCAAGAAAUUACAGAAAUAACAAAUAAACAAGAUAAAUCCGGUCCUAUUUGGUUUAACAGUCAGAUAAGCCUCUGCUUUUGCCUUCUCACGCAGACCAGCAAAAACCAGAUCAACUCUGCAUCGCGCCCCACAUUUUUAUUUCAUUUUAUGCUUAAAACUACUUCUUAGUAAGGGUUUUCCAUAAACUGCUGGGUUUUAAGCUGCAUUAAUUUUGGCUAUAUUUUUCCCUCUUACCUUAUCUUUUUUGGGGGGAGGGUGGGAUAAAAUGUGCUAAAAUGUGCUUACAAUUUCUGUGGAGUUUCGAGCAACAGGGCUCGGUAUAUGAAAAGAAGAGAGAUUAUGUGCUGCUUUAUCCACUGAACAGAAUAUAAGGAGAUGAAUUCUUCCUCCCUCCUUUUUCCGCCCUUCUCUCCCUCUCAUUCUCUCCUCAACCUUUCUCUCCCACUCAUUUGUUUCGCACCAUCUUGUUUUCACUCUCAGUUCCCUCUCACAUUUGUUCUCACCCUUUCUCUCUCUCUCUCACUCUGACCCUGGAUCAACAUCUCUGAGAUGGAUAUAAAGGCUUUCAUUCCUGCUGCUCCAUUUGCUGAUUACAUCACCUGGUUGGGGAAGAUAAUUGACAGGGUCAGGGCUAGGGGAGUGAGGGGGCUGGAGGUAGGAGGGAGGGCUGGGGCUCGAGCUAGGCUAGGGCUGAGGUGUGAGGGGGGCUGGGCUGAGGCUGGGGUAUAGGGCUGGGGCCUGGGAGUGGGCUGGGGCUACAUGGGGCUGGGGGCUGAGAUUGGGGGCUGGGGAAGUGAGCUGCAAGGUGACAGUGUAGCCUACAAUGUGACUGACUGCUAAUAUAAUGGCAGCUAUGGUAGUACAUUAGGUUAGCUCUUCAUCUGGUUUAGGAGACAGCUGUUCACUCUCUCUCCUGGGAAACAGGGUGAUAUGUAUAUAGGAGGCACCCAGCACUGUGCGCUGUUCUCUCUCCCACAUCAACACUCAGUGGUUGACUGAUAGAAAACCCCUAGACAUGACAUCCAACAAGUCCUCCUGGGAGAUACAGUACAUAGAUAACAAUGGGUCAUGAUAAUAAAGAUGGAUGCAAUUAGGGGGCGAAAUGACAGGCAGGCAGGAAGUAGAGAAUGGAGAUCCAGCUACAUGUAGUCAGGGGGAUAAGAGCAGGCUGGAGAGCAGUCUGUGGGUGCAUCUGAAAUGGCACACUAUUUUAUGGGCCCUGGUCGAAAGUAGUGCACUAUUUAUAUAGAAUAGGGUGCCAUUUCGGAUGCCCUGUGUUCUCCUCUGGUAGGCCUAUGGACUGUGCACAGUGGUCCUUUUGUUUUUGUGGAGGGCACAGUGAGUUGCUGACUGUGCUGCCUGUGGAGUAUCCUUGUGGAGUCUUUUAUUCCCCCGAGCAGGUAACUAACGUGCCAUGCUCUGUUCUGCCUAUACUCUGCUCUGGGGAGGGACUCAGCAGUGUGUGAAGGACUCUGUGAGCUGCGACCAGGGACAAGGACAGGGACAGGGACACUGUGCCUCUCUCCACUGGUGGCGCCAGCCAGCAGCACCUUUAAUAGGAAAGAAAUAGUAAUAUGCUACUGGGGUGCUGGGCGUUGGAGAAAGUCCUCUCCGACUCCUUCAAACAUUCAGUCUCCCUUGUACUGCUGUUUAUUCUGCAGAGUGGCUUCUUCGAUUAGAUUGUUGUUAUUCAUAAGAGAUAAAGAUUGAGUAUCCAAAACGUGAUAAAUAUUUUGGAUGGGCUUAUUGCUUGCUGUCUAGCUUUGUUGUGUAGCUUUGUUUUAUUAUGGGGUCUUAGUAUUUCUCUUUGGAAGUGGUUCAUUUUUCAUGAAUAAGCGGUACAUUGCAUGUGUUUUCCAGUCACUGGUCACAGUGGAGGUCAUUAUGCGCUUGACAGUUACCAGAAUGCAUUCUCAAUCUAUAUGCAAAAGGAUUGGACUCUUCUUAGCUGUCGAAUCCCAGAAUAUAUUAACUCUGACUUUAAUAUAGACAAGGCCUUAGACAGUAUAGAUCUCUACCAGCUCCAGCAGCAGAGGUCAAACCUGUCUCUGCUCUGGAGUUUAGGAGCAGCUGGGAGACUCUUACAGAACAGGGUUUUUUAGCUGGAUGAAAAUCCUGCAAUGGUCCAUCAUCACCUGGCUAUUGUAAUCUUAUUAAUGGUGUUAUUCAUAUGUUUUGCAGUAUUAGGAAAGGGCCGUUCCUUUCAUUAGAUUCCCCCAUUCUCUAUUCUCCAUGUCGGUGUUUAGUAAAUGGUCUGUUUUUCCUCACUCCAAGGUUGAGGAGAUUUGGUGCUUCUCUCCGGUGAAUUCUUCUUACGAUAGCGGCAGUGCUCAGGACUGAUAAAAAAACGGUCCGUCUCACCUAAAAAUAGCCACCUUCGACUGCGUAGCCCCAGUGUCAGUGAUGUGCUCGUAGUGAGCCCGCCGGCUGUGCUUAGCAAAGUCAGUGCCGUCAUGGCAGUUCAUCGGAGCGGGGUGUCAACAAAAAUAGGAUUAACCCUUUUAACCCGAUUCUCUCCUGGACACUUCAAUUUCCUCGUGUUAUUGUCUCAUAGUGUGCCAACUGGCCCAAAGGAGAACUGUCUUGCACAAUGGCUAUGUGUGUGUGUGUUGUCCUUGUAUUAGACUAACAUGCUUAAUUUUCACUCAUCACUCGCCUGUCAGAAGAGGCCUAAGGGUUAAUGUGUUCCCACCACUGCACACACCAACACACACAAACACGCGCACACACACACACACAGUCAAGCCAACUGUUCACUGUCCCCAUAGUACAGUAGUGACACCCCUAAGAUGGGUUAGAGUACCCAGUGGCCAGUGGUCAAAUUGAUGCAGGCGGUCUCAUGUGACAUGGGGCAAUAUCCUCAGGCAGAUGGUGAGUCAGCACUUCUGACGAGGACUCCUCAUCCUCACACAAAACAGCCUCUCACAAGAACGAGGGAAAGGAGAGAAAAACCACACAAAACAAGGAAAUGAAUUAUUCAAGAGGGGAACUACUUUUCAUAUUCAUAAAUAGAUCAACAUCAAUCAUUCAAUCAGCCAGAAUCACAUUUACAGUGAAUGAUUGUGGUGCUGCUCUCUGGGAAGGAAGAGCGGGGAGGAACAGGAACACAUUGUUGUUCUGCUGUCCUCAUUCAGUCUGACGCCAUGCCGAAUGAAGGGGAGCAAACACACACACACACACACACAAACACACACACACACACACCGCUCCUCAUGGCUGUCUCUGUCUGCAAGGCUAGUGUAUCUGACAUGACAGACAACCUACCUGGAUGCCUUGCCAUCACUCUCCCAGCGUGUCUGCCAACAGGUAGAGACGGCACCCCGCGGGCAACGCACGCACACACACACCUUUAUGCCUUUUCAACAUGUUCAUAUUGGGUGAUAGGAGUGUGAAUACGUCCAGUACUCUAGCCCUCUGUGGGUGAUAUCAGAGCCCCAGUAUGACGGUGACACCAGGAUGGGCUACUGUGGCCCCAGGUAGCUAUCUCCAGGACAGGGUGGUGAGUGGGAGAGAGGUUUAUCUUGUAGCAGGAGGCACUCUGAGGGUAAAAACAUGGAUCUGCAGUCCUUGGUCACUUCCCAGGAGAGCAGAUGGUGUGGUGUGUACCGUACCUCUGUCUCUCUAGACGAGCAGGCAUGGAAAUGUCACGGGUCUGUCGUCAUGACAGUGAGCAGUCCCUCCCCAGCACUAUAACAAUUCAGGUGUAAGCUAUGCAACUCCCUCUCUGGAUCUCUCUCUCUCCUCCCUCAAACUCUCCCUCUCUCUGUGGCUCUCUCCCUCUCUCUCUCCCUCUCUCUCGCCCUCUCUCUCUCUCUCUCGAUCUCUCUCCCUCUCUCUCUACACCGCAGCAGUGUACCGCUGCCUGCACUGAUAUCACCAUGAAGGACGCUGCCUUUUGUUUUAUAAAGGGGAAAAGCUAUCAAUCCACAAUUCAGACAGACAGACAUAGAGAUAGGGAUUUUGUGCCUUUGCAAUGUUCGUCCACCACCCUGCCCAGCCCUGCGCUCACUGCUAUAUUUAUAGAACAAUAUUCCUCUAUGUCAGGAUCCCAAUGCAUAAUAAAACACAGUAAAUGGAUCCCUGCUAUGUUUAGGUGGGCUGACCUCCAUUAGAACGCAAUAGCAAGCGUGAAAUUGAAAAAUAGCACACCCACACACACAGAGAGAGAUAAGUCAUGCACAUUUACACAGAACCAGAUGUGUAAUUGAUUCUUGAAUAGAAAUACCAAUAGCUACACUACAUGACCAAAAGUAUGUGGACACCUGCUCGUCGAACAUCUCAUUCCAAAAUCAUGUUCAUUAAUAUGGAGUUGGUCCCCCCUUUGCUGCUAUAACAUCCUCCACUCUUCUGGGAAGGCUUUCCACUAGAUGUUAGAACAAAGUUGGAAGCACAGAAUCGUCUAGAAUGUCAUUGUAUGCUGUACACUGGAACUAAGGGGCCUAGCCCGAACCAUGAGAAACAGCCCCAGACCAUUACUCCUCCUCCACCAAACUUUACAGUUGGCACUAUGCAUUCGGGCAGGUAGCGUUUUCCUGGCAUUCGCCAAACCCAGAUUCGUCCGUCGGACUGCCAGAUGGUGAAGCGUGAUUCAUCACUCCAGAGAACACAUUUCCACUGCUCCAGAGUCCAAUGGCGGCGAGCUUUACUCCACUCCAGCCGAUGGCAUUGCACAUGGUGAUCUUAGGCUUGUGUGUGGCUGCUCGGCCUUGGAAAACCCAUUUCAUGAAGCUCCAGACAAACAGUUAUUGUGCUGACGUUGCUUCCAGAGGCAGUUUGGUACUCAAUAGUGAGUGUUGCAACCGAGGACAGACGAGUUUUACGCUCUACGCGCUUCAGCACUCAGCGGUCCCGUUCUGUGAGCUUGUGUGGCCUACCACUUUGCGGCUGAGCCACAACAUAUCAUCGUGUGCCUCCAAGUUUACUUCGAUAUGAUGGUUAUUAUAUCAAUAUUUGCGCAUAAAGGCGUUUCUACCGGCAUUUCUCGUAUAAUACAUUUUACAGAUCCCACCUUGUCUAGCGUGUUUUGUUUUGUCGACAAAUUAGCUGUUUCCAUCAUGCCUGUCUUGAAUUUCUUUAUCCAACAUGUUCUUUACUCGCAUAAAAAGGUUGAAUGGAAACCUGGUUAGUUGCUAGAUUUCCAUCCAGUUGGAGACAGAUGGUAGUGGGAAUACUCUAAAGUCAGCAUAAAAACAAUAUGCACAUUUUCCCAUCAAAUUUUCCAUCAAAUUGACUUGUUGGGGAUAAAAGGCUGUGCGUGAUGACGUAGUGCACAUAAAAGUAACCUUUGCCAUGUACUGAAUAAAAAACACAAUUUAAAUAGGUUUCCAUCGCAUUUUAAACUCUACUGAUGGUUUUGACACACAAAGAAAUGUGCGUUAUAUAGCAAAUGUGCCCACUUUGGUCUUGGCACGCGCAUUCUAGCCAACAGCUCACAGAAACAGUGCAGGUACAGCCUACUACAUGAUGAGAUUAUUAUGGACAAAAGAGCGAGAUUCUUUUUAUUUGUCAAAUGCCAGCCAAGCAUCGAUCAUCAUGUCACCAGAAUAAGACCCUCAAUAUCUAUUGGAAAGGAGCAUCAAGCUCAUCACCGUGCACUUUCACCAUCCUGUGAAGUUCAUCAUAACUUAUUUCAUCUUUAGCCUAAUAAACAGCAUGCUUUUCCGAGUCGUAGUGGGAGGACCACACAACAUAUCAUCGCGUGCCUCCAAGUUGACUUAUUAUAUCAAUAUUUGCUCAUAAAGGCAUUUCCAACGCCAUUUCUUGCAUAAUUAAUGAUACCAACACAAAAAGAUCCCACCUUGUCUAGCAUGUUUUGUUUUGUCGACAUUUGGAAAGUUUACCGACAAAUUUGCUGUUUCCAUCGGGCCUGUCGUGAAAUGUUUUCUCCGACCCUCGCAUAACAAGGUUGGAUGGAAACGUGGUUGUUUGUUCCACAAUAUUUCCAUCAUGGGUCACAACCUUCAUCACCACGGUUGUGAAUCUCUGACAUUGAGGAGACCUAGAGACUUGAGGUAUUGGGAGACAGACACAUGGUUGAUGUCUGUAGGAGGCUAUAGUAUGUACAGUACAUGACCAGAGGCUUGGGAAGGCUGUUGAACACAAAUCCCCAUUACGUCAUCCUAGGGAACAGGUGGAGUUCACACAGGUGUGUGUCCCCUCUCUUGGCCCCAGGCCCUCUCAGGGGAUCCUGACAGUAGCUUGCAUACCCCUCCAUCCCUCUCUCUGAGGCCCAGUAAGCAUGUCGAGGAGCCCUCCUCCCCUGCCUCUCCACAGCCUACCCAUGUCUCUUCUCAGCCUCCUCUCUCUCUCUCUGUUCAAAUAGACAAGACAGUCUGCCAGCUGGGCUUUUUCUACUUCCUGAUGUCUGUGUUUGUUUCUUCACGACCUAGUUUAAAACUAACAGUCAAGUCCUCUGAGGUCACCAUGAAACUGGCAGAAAAGUGGCGAGGACAAUGAGCAGGUGUUGGUACGAAAAUAAAUGGAUAUAUUAGCACAUAGUGUUUGCAGCGGCUUUAAGGGCCGUUGGUGCACCUCCAGCCCGUUAGCAAGCUGUUUUGUGUUCAUGAUGUCAACUCACACACUUCUUCCUGACAUGGGGAAUACGAGGGAAUGGGAAGAAUUCGAAGAGUAAAUGUCAUUACACGUGUACAUGUUAUUUCCUUUGAAGUUUUGUCUUGUCCUCUUGGGCUUUAAAUAUUAACAUGAGCAAACACAGUGGCAGAAAUGUAUUUCUAAAUAUAACUCUGCUUGACAAGAAACUGAAACCGUGGAUACCCUUGUACUUUGAAGAAUUCCAAUUACUGUCACUGUUUCGUGUGUCAGUGUGUCAGCGAGAGGGGGUUUAGUGUGUGUCAGUGUGUGUGCGUGUGCGCGUGUGUGUGGGAGAGAGUGUGUGUGUGUGUGCACGUAUGUGUGUGUGUAUUUAUGGUUUUUGUAAACCAUAAUCCAUGGCACAAUGCGGCUCAACUGUCUUAGACAUCUGUGUGUAAUAUCCCUGUAAUUAAUGUUUAUUUCAAAGUAAUGUAAUGUGUCCAUAGACAGGCAGCACAGUGAUCUCAGAGGCAAUUGGAAUGUUCAUCUCCACUGAGAGCCAUCACAGCCAAGCAAACAUCAACAUAGAGAAUUGUAUAUUUUUUCAUUUUUUCUGGGUCUCUGCUUUAAAUUGGUUUUGCUCUGAGAUGGAUUUUUAUGGGGCCAGUUAAACUUGAGUGGUUAAAUCAUCCUUCCCUACCCACAAGAACCAGUUCACAAUGCGGGACCCUCUCCCUCGAUGCAAUCUAUAGAGCACCAAGGAUACUGUAUAUCCUCCUUUAUACAACACUACCAAUCUGGAUUCAAUUACAAAGCGGGCAGAGAGUGUAAUUUAUAACCAAACUGUGCGACUGGGAAGAUGGACAAGGUCACGCCACACUUUGUAAUCAACAUUUAAGCCUCAUUUACCUUUUUAAAUGUGCACCCAGCAACCACAAGCAGGAGGCAAAUAGGUUAUGCAUCAAGACAGACUGGGAGAUGAAGGCAAGGCUGCAACUGUGUGUCAUUACUCCUUCAUGAGAGCCACAGUAGGAUACCAUGUGAACACAUGUUGUGACAGCCAUGAGUCAUACAGGUUCAAACUAGCCGUAUCAGGGAUUUAGUUUAAUUAAAAAAUGGCAUAUCAUUAUUUUUUAAAGGCCUUCAAAGACUUAGAUUUAGUGGCUGGUCAAGACACAUGGCCAUAGUGUACACAAUCCUAAACCACAUGAAUUAUUGAAAAGGUUGGAUGUCAGUGGUGGUACAGUGAGGGAAAAAAGUAUUUGAUCUCCUGCUGAUUUUGUACGUUUGCCCACUGACAAAGACAUGAUCAGUCUAUAAUUGUAAUGGUAGGUUUAUUUGAACAGUGAGAGACAGAAUAACAACAACAAAAUUCAGAAAAACGCAUGUCAAAAAUGUUAUAAAUUGAUUUGCAUUUUAAUGAGGGAAAUAAGUAUUUGAUCCCCUCUCAAUCAGAAAGAUUUCUGGCUCCCAGGUUUCUUUUAUACAGGUAACGAGCUGAGAUUAGGAGCACAUCGCCAAGCAGCUUGGUGAGAAGGUGACAACAGUUGGUGCGAUUAUUCGCAAAUGGAAGAAACACAAAAUAACUGUCAAUCUCCCUCAGCCUGGGGCUCCAUGCAAGAUCUCACCUCGUGGAGUUGCAAUGAUCAUGAGAACGGUGAGGAAUCAGCCCAGAACUACACGGGAGGAUCUUGUCAAUGAUCUCAAGGCAGCUAGGACCAUAGUCACCAAGAAAACAAUCAGUAACACACUAUGCUGUGAAGGACUAAAAUCCUGCAGCGCCCGCAAGGUCCCCCUGCUCUAGAAAGCACAUACAGUGGGGAAAAAAAGUAUUUAGUCAGCCACCAAUUGUGCAAGUUCUCCCACUUAAAAAGAUGAGAGAGGCCUGUAAUUUUCAUCAUAGGUACACGUCAACUAUGACAGACAAAUUGAGAAAAAAUAAUCCAGAAAAUCACAUUGUAGGAUUUUUUAUGAAUUUAUUUGCAAAUUAUGGUGGAAAAUAAGUAUUUGGUCACCUACAAACAAGCAAGAUUUCUGGCUCUCACAGACCUGUAACUUCUUCUUUAAGAGGCUCCUCUGUCCUCCACUCGUUACCUGUAUUAAUGGCACCUGUUUGAACUUGUUAUCAGUAUAAAAGACACCUGUCCACAACCUCAAACAGUCACACUCCAAACUCCACUAUGGCCAAGACCAAAGAGCUGUCAAAGGACACCAGAAACAAAAUUGUAGAUCUGCACCAGGCUGGGAAGACUGAAUCUGCAAUAGGUAAGCAGCUUGGUUUGAAGAAAUAAACUGUGGGAGCAAUUAUUAGGAAAUGGAAGACAUACAAGACCACUGAUAAUCUCCCUCGAUCUGGGGCUCCACGCAAGAUCUCACCCCGUGGGGUCGGUCAAAAUGAUCACAAGAACAGUGAGCAAAAAUCCCAGAACCACACGGGGGGACCUAGUGAAUGACCUGCAGAGAGCUGGGACCAAAGUAACAAAGCCUACCAUCAGUAACACACUACGCCGCCAGGGACUCAAAUCCUGCAGUGCCAGACAUGUCCCCCUGCUUAAGCCAGUACAUGUCCAGGCCCGUCUGAAGUUUGCUAGAGUGCAUUUGGAUGAUCCAGAAGAGGAUUGGGAGAAUGUCAGAUGAAACCAAAAUAUAACUUUAAAAAUAAAACUCAACUCGUCGUGUUUGGAGGACAAAGAAUGCUGAGUUGCAUCUAAAGAACACCAUACCUACUGUGAAGCAUGGGGGUGGAAACAUCAUGCUUUGGGGCUGUUUUUCUGCAAAGGGACCAGGACGACUGAUCCGUGUAAAGGAAAGAAUGAAUGGGGCCAUGUAUUGUGAGAUUUUGAGUGAAAACCUCCUUCCAUCAGCAAGGGCAUUGAAGAUGAAACGUGGCUGGGUCUUUCAGCAUGACAAUGAUCCCAAACACACCGCCCGGGCAACAAAGGAGUGGCUUCGUAAGAAGCAUUUCAAGGUCCUGGAGUGGCCUAGCCAGUCUCCAGAUCUCAACCCCAUAGAAAAUCUUUGGAGGGAGUUGAAAGUCCGUGUUGCCCAGCGACAGCCCCAAAACAUCACUGCUCUAGAGGAGAUCUGCAUGGAGGAAUGGGCCAAAAUACCAGCAACAGUGUGUGAAAACCUUGUGAAGACUUACAGAAAACAUUUGACCUGUGUCAUUGCCAACAAAGGGUAUAUAACAAAGUAUUGAGAAACUUUUGUUAUUGACCAAAUACUUAUUUUCCACCAUAAUUAGCAAACCCACAAGAACCAGUUCACAAUGCGGGACCCUCUCCUCGAUGCAAUCUAUAGAGCACCAAGGAUACUGUAUAUCCUCCUUAUACAACACUACCAUCUGGAUUCAAUUACAAAGCGGGCAGAGAGUGUAAUUUAUAACCAAACUGUGCGACUGGGAAGAUGGACAAGGUCACGCCACACUUUGUAAUCAACAUUUAAGCCUCAUUUACCUUUUUUAAUGUGCACCCAGCAACCACAAGCAGGAAGCAAAUAGGUUAUGCAUCAAGACAGACUGGGAGAUGAAGGCAAGGCUGCAACUGUGUGUCAUUACUCCUUCAUGAGAGCCACAGUAGGAUACCAUGUGAACACAUGUUGUGACAGCCAUGAGUCACACAGGUUCAAACUGGCCGUAUCUGGGAUUUAGUUUAAUUAAAAAUGGCAUAUAAUUAUUUUUUAAAGGCCUUCAAAGACUUAGAUUUAGUGGCUGGUCAAGACACAUGGCCAUAGUGUACACAAUCCUAAACCACAUUAAUUAUUGAAAAGGUUGGAUGUCAGUGGUGGUACAGUGAGGGAAAAAAGUAUUUGAUCCCCUGCUGAUUUUGUACGUUUGCCCACUGACAAAGACAUGAUCAGUCUAUAAUUUUAAUGGCAGGUUUAUUUGAACAGUGAGAGACAGAAUAACAACAACAAAAAUCCAGAAAAACGCAUGUCAAAAAUGUUAUAAAUUGAUUUGCAUUUUAAUGAGGGAAAUAAGUAUUUGACCCCCUCUCAAUCAGAAAGAUUUCUGGCUCCCAGGUUUCUUUUAUACAGUUAACGAGCUGAGAUUAGGAGCACAUCGCCAAGCAGCUUGGUGAGAAGGUGACAACAGUUGGUGCGAUUAUUCACAAAUGGAAGAAACUCAAAAUAACUGUCAAUCUCCCUCAGCCUGGGGCUCCAUGCAAGAUCUCACCUCAUGGAGUUGCAAUGAUCAUGAGAACGGUGAGGAAUCAGCCCAGAACUACAUGGGAGGAUCUUGUCAAUGUCAAGGACGUGCCAAUGAAAUCUGAAUGUAAAUUCAGAGACAAUGUGGUGAAAGUCAGGCCCAUCUGAAGUUUGCCAAUGACAUCUGAUGAUUUCAGAGGAGAACUGGGUGAAAGUGUUUGUGGUCAAUGAGACAAAUCGAGCUCUUUGCCUCAACUCCACUCGCGUGUUUGGAGGAGGAGGAAGCUGCUUUACCCCCAGAACACAAUCCCCACCGUCACACUGGAGGUGGAAACAUUUAUGCUUUGGGGUGUUUUUCUUGCUAAGGUGGACAGGACAAACUUACCUCAUCAAAGGAACGAUGGACGAGGUCAUGUAACCGUCAAAUCUUGGGUGAGAACCUCCUUCCCCUCAGCCAGGGCAUUGAAAUGGGUCAUGGAUGGGUAUUCCAGCAUUACAUGACACCAAAACACAGGGCCAAGGCAACAAAGGAGUGGCUCAAGAAGAAGCACAUUAAGGUCCUGGAGUGGCCUAGCCAGUCUCCAGACCUUAAUCCCAUAGAAAAUCUGUGGAGGGAGCUGAAGGUUCGAGUUGCCAAACGUCAGCCUCAAAACCUUAAUGACUUGGAGAAGAUCUGCAAAGAGGAGUGGGACAAAAUCCCUCCUGAGAUGUGUGCAAACCUGGUGGCCAACUACAAGAAACGUCUGACCUCUGUGAUUGCCAACAAGGGUUUUGCCACCAAGUAUUAAGUAAUGUUUUGCAGAGGGGUCAAAUACUUAUUUCCCUCAUUAAAAUGCAAAUCAAUUUAUAACAUUUUUGACAUGCGUUUUUCUGGAUUUUGUUGUUGUUAUUCUGUCUCUCACUGUUCAAAUAAACCUGCCAUUAAAAUUAUAGACUGAUCAUGUCUUUGUCAGUGGGCAAACGUACAAAAUCAGCAGGGGAUCAAAUACUUUUUUCCCUCACUGUAUAAAGCAGUUCAGUACAGUACAGUCUAUGUGAUCUUCUUUUCUCCUAAAUCCUCUCUACCCAAUUCCUGUCUCUCCCAGGUGCUGCUGGAGUUGACUAUACUGCUACUGAUAGGGAUGUUGAUCAGGUUCCCCACUAUGUGGUUCCUCCUGUUCUCUCUCAGGUUCUAAGCCAUCUGUGGUUCUUCCUGUUCUCGCUCAGGUUCUAAGCCGUCUGUGGUUCCUCAUGUUCUCUCUCAGGUUCUAAGCCAUCUGUGGUUCUUCCUGUUCUCGCUCAGGUUCUAAGCUGUCUGUGGUUCCUCAUGUUCUCGCUCAGGUUCUAAGCCGCCUGUGGUUCCUCAUGUUCUCGCUCAGGUUCUAAGCCGUCUGUGGUUCCUCAUGUUCUCUCUCAGGUUCUAAGCUCUCUGUGGUUCCUCAUGUUCUCUCCCAGGUUCUAAGCUCUCUGUGGUUCCUCAUGUUCUCUCCCAGGUUCUAAGCUCUCUGUGGUUCCCCCUAUUCUCUUCCAUGUUCUAAGCUCUUUGUUGUUCCUCCUGUUCUAGGUUCUACUGGGACCUGACCAUGCUGCUGCUGAUGGUGGGGAACCUGAUCGUCAUCCCGGUGGGCAUCACCUUCUUCAAGGACGAGCACACGCCCCCCUGGAUCAUCUUCAACGUGAUCUCAGACACCUUCUUCCUCAUGGACCUGGUGCUCAACUUCCGCACGGGCAUCGUCAAGGAGGACAACACAGAGAUCAUCCUGGACCCACAACAGAUCAAGAUCAAGUACCUGAGGAGCUGGUUCGUGGUGGACUUCAUCUCCUCCAUACCUGUGGACUACAUCUUCCUCAUCGUGGAGACGCGCAUCGACUCAGACUUCUACAAGACGGCCCGGGCGCUGAGGAUCGUCCGCUUCACCAAGAUCCUCAGCCUGCUCAGACUGCUCAGACUGUCCAGGCUCAUCAGAUACAUCCACCAGUGGGAGGAGGUAGGGUACUGUAGGAGGGUGUUCGUACAUACGUGCGUGUGAGAGUAUUAUAAUCCAUAGUAUAUCUACCAAACACAGAAUACCUACACAUGAACACAGACCGUCUUUACUACAGUCGACUGUCCUCUAUAGAGUAUAGCUCCUCGGAGAGAGAUAACGUUGUUUACUGAGAUCCAUAAUGUAUUACCUUUCCCCUGGGGUUGGGCUAGAGGAAGCUACUCUAGCUAGCUGUGUCUGAUUAGAUCCACUAGUGAGGCAAGGUGAAGAGGCUUUUUGCUUUACCUCAUCCACCAGUGAGAUGAUGAAGAGAGAAACGUUGAUUACUGUUCUGUGCAGCAUCAGUCUAUCUACCAGUCUGACGAAGGGAGUCCAGAGAGAGAGAGAGAGAGAGAGCCUCUGCUGCUGCUGAAAUACAGGGAUGAUUAUAAUUGCCAUAAUAAUUAGAAAUGUUCCCGUCCCUCCCUGGGUGUAUCCUUGAGCACUGUCCCAGAAGUAAGAGGUGCAAAGUGAAGCAGCAGAGCCCAGCAGGAGAUGCAUUCAUUCAGUCAUUAAGGAGACAGAGACACUCCUCCACCACCAAGACAGCAGGGCACACACAGACCCAGGCACUGCCACAGUGAAUUUACAUACCAAAAAGGGUUCUUCAAAUGGUUCUCCUAUGGGGACAGCCGAAGAAUCCUUCUAUUCUAGAUAGCACACUUUUUCAGGUGAGAGUAUCGGGGGGUAUAUUUUACAUUAGUUAUCUUUUGUUUUGUUUUUAGUCUCAUCCUUCAGUGUGGAGUACUGUUUGUAACAUUGAAAUGUUUGUCAGGACAGGUUCCCUCGCUCUCUCUCUCUUCUACAGUACCACUUAGACAGAAUGAUUGUGUCCAUCCCUAUAAGGUAUUUUGAUCACGGCUCUAUUCAGCUCUCAAAACCAACUGAGGCUCUCUCUUUCACAGUUGCCUUAAAAUCCCUGCUGGGUGUGUUCACCUGAGAGUUUUACUUUGCAUGAACAAUGGGGGGAGUUUGAAUAGCUGGUUGAUUGCCAAACAAACCACAACACUAAACCACACCAUACCCAGGGGCAUUUUAAAAGGUGCUUUUCAACCACAUUGACAGACAGUUUGAGGCAGCAUACCACUCAGGUUGUGAUGUAUACAUCAAAGAGGCAGCCUUGCUAGUACAUAAAUAUCAUCACCAUCACCAUCUUUAUGUCUUCCUGUUAACCUGGGAACUGUAACUGAUAGGAGGGGCUAGCCAGUCACAAAGGCAGCUUCUAUUUGAAUGUGUGUGUUGUGUGUGUGUGUGCGCGAGGCGUGCUGAUCGGCGCUGGGUAGGCAGGCCCUGCCAAAGGCCAGCUCUGCCUCGGUGCUGGAACACUACAGUGGUAACCCCACAGAAAUGUCAUCUGUCAUCUCCGAAUAACUUGUCGACCACAUCUCACCACCUGACUGACUUUUUGACUUUUUCGCGAUGGCAACUACAUUUCAAAUUACAUCAUAUCUUUUAAAACUGCGUCACCAUUUGAGCUUUUCGAAUAAUAUAUCUUCUUAAAUUGCUGGAAUUCAUAGCUGAACUAUUCCUAUCUAUUGGUAGCUGAAGAGCAAUCCACAGCGCCAUAGAACAUACUGUACUUCCUGUUUAACUUGCAAGGUCUUGCAUGUUGUUGACUCUGUUGCUUCCCCAGCACAGUGACAUUGCUCAUUGCUCUGUCAUAGUUGGUCCUGGAGACGUCUGAUGCAUUGACCUGCUGAGUGAAGGAAGGCUUCAUGUUCUCACAUGUCAUAGUGAGCAGAAGAUAAAUGCCUCCCCAUUGCAGCUCAGCCCCUAGUCUCCUCUAAUCACAGAUUAUAUUCUAACAUCCAGGCCCACACACACCCUGACAUUAAGGGUUAAAUGAACCCCCUGGCUGUGGAGAUGUCAUGUGUUUUUAUUUUCUGUGUGUGCAUGUACCUGUGUGCUUACAUGACUUGCUACUGUAACAUGUGUUUAGGGGCAGAUUCUCAAGUCUUGAUUGGUGCCCGUAGUCAACUAUGACCCUUUGUUGCAGGGCACAAAGGACUUCCCAUCCUAUCAAAUCAGCAUCACAAGUUUUAAACAGCUAUCUAUUAAACCACCGCAACAUUAACUAACCAAUAAUACACACUUACAGAAUAAAAACAUUGAUUUAAGAUUCCCUUCCAAGACAUAAUAGCCGAGCGGGCUUAGUGAACUACAGUGUUUUACAGCUUACAAACGGGGUGGUUGGUGGUUGUGGUGGUGGGGGUGUGGCGGCGAUAACACUGUCAAAGAUAAUGACAUUCUAAGUGGUGUGCAGAUAUCCAUCAUAUCAAAGGGAGGAGGCUGCAAUCAGUGCCAUGGCAUCUCUCCUGUCUGUCCUCCUAUCCCUAUAUAUAUCUGUCUAGACAGCUGGGCUGUACUCAUUGUCAUAUUUCAUUGGGAUAAAAAUAAGACGCUGGCCGAAUAUCCUCCUCAUCGGAGUUGUCUCCUGUAGACAAACCCAGUGACUUGAAUUAAAUUAGUCAACAUGUUAUUAAAUCAACCUCAAACGAAUGCACUAAUGACUAAUCUGUGAGAGUGGCUCCCAUGCCAGAUGUCUUCAACAUCACCAUCCCCCCGCUUGCUGCUUUUAGCAGGGAUGCAGAGGCAUUUGGGGCCUUGAUGAGGAAAUAGUUUAAAAGCCAAAAUUGUCAACGGCCUUAUGUGGAAAUAGUAUAAAAUCCAAAGCAUCAAGCCCCAGAUUUGGAUUUUUAUCUCAGUCAGCACUUAGCUGCACUUUAUUUCGCCGAAAGAGAGAAAGAACAUCCUUAAAUACUUUUCAGACGAAGAGUUAACAAGAAUAACAUUAGUGGGCGGCGGUGGAUCAUUUUCAACAUGGCAGACAAUUCCACAGUGUUUUGAACUUGGUGUCAGGAGCUUUGGAGCACUACCAUCUGUGUUUGUUGAGUGCAUGGAGGCAGGGAGUCCAUCUCUAUUAAUAUUGGCAUCUGGGAUUGUUAAGAUGGAUGGCUUUUCUGCCCAACUGGCUGUGUGCAGGAUGGAGUGGGGGAACGAUCUGAUAUGCCACAGAAAGAAAUCCCAAGGUGCUUUGAUAAGAGUGAGCCACGUGGUCGCCAGGCAGGCAGGCACGCCGCGAGGGAGGGAAGGAGAGCAUUUCCAUUCAUUUUCCACCUAAUAAAUCUGCACACACAAAAUAUGUAAAUAAUGCAAAUCAGCCAAUCAGGCCUCCACUUGGUGACCCGUACCUUGGCCAAGGACUGCUCUUUCACAGAUAAGAAAGAAGAAAAGGUUUAAUGGGGUAUUAUUGAGUGCACAAUGAGGCUUGCCAGCAAGAGUGACAGGUCCUCAAGGCUGUCUGUGAAUAUGCCUUGUGUGAUAUUAAUACCCACAGCAGGGCCCCUUAGAAGAUUUCUGCAUUAAAAUGUGUAAUCCGGCACGCACCCAUCGAUACUUCUCAGUAGGAAGCUGAAUAAAGCAUUCUGUGGCUUCCUCAAAAGCCCUCCAGGCCGGCUUGUAUAGACAGCUGAUGGAAGAGUGCCCCAUGUGGUUCUCUCUCUCUCGCCCCCAUUUUUUAAUCUACACAACUCCUUUGUCUACCAUUACAGUGUGGAUGAGGGUCUGGCAUUUUGUCAGGGCAUUUUACUGUGUAGCCCAUGUUGUCCCUUUAUACUGAAAUCCAGCCCAAUGUUGAACUAAAAUCAGAAAAGGGGGGUGGGUGGCAAUGUGAAAGUGGCAUCAGUGAAACAAUAGGAGUGAGGGAUUUUUCUUGGAUUUGGUGGCGACACAUGAUGUCAAGCAUUCAUCAUCAUUAGCAGCCUGGACAGCAAACACCAGAUGCCUCAGCAUAGCAUUACAUUGGCUGUGUCUCACUUACAGACAUAUGCAUCUAUUCUCUCUCUCUCUCUCUCUCUCUCUCUCUCUCUCUCUCUCUCUCUCUCACCUGGACCACACUGUUCUCUCCCUCCAUCUGUCUGAGAUGACUCUGCAGCUGUGACUGUGACUUCCUGUGUGUCCCAGAUAACUUCCUGACACAUUCAGGUGUCUCCCUAUUGAUCAAAUGGAUGUCUUGUCUGGGCAUGUCUGUCUUUCUGGACUGGGUCCUUGUUUUUUCACUGUAAUGUCUCGGCCAAUAUUACUUUAUUUAAAUCUAAAAGAAACAAAACACAAUUGAUCCUUCCACGUUUACGAUUUGUUUAGAAGACAAUGAUGAUGCACAUGUGAAUAUAUAAAAUGGUAUAAUUUUGUAUUAAUUUUCGUGUGAUGCAAUAUUUUUCAUAAUCAUCUUGACCACAACACAGACACAUAACAGUUAGAUAUGUCAUUAGUUCUGUUGUAGACAUUCCCUAGCUAUUAACCGUAAUAAUGUAAGGGACAUUGAAGGUCACCUAGGUGGUAAAAGCCUUGGUUUCAGGUGUUAGGGUAACAUGGCUGCCAACGUGAGAACCCCUGCCCUUAAGAUACCUUUGUGGAGUGUCUGGGUGCCCUCAUCAUUCAUGGCUCUGUUGUUUACCCAGAUAGUCAUGCAGACAGGCUUAUUGUAUGUCCCUAUCAAUUAAAACAAAGAGGCCAGCCAUCCAUCAUCCCUAUAAUGUGCUGUACUCUGCAAUGCAGUGUGUGUGUCUGUGUGCGAACGUGUGUGUGUUUGUGGCUAAGCAGCGUGUUGUGACAUGCAAGCAGCCCCAAAUGGCUUUAGAAGCAAAUGACAGUGAGCGCAUGGUGCACAGUGUACAGCCCCAGCCCCUCCCCUGUAAAUCUCUCAUGAACACUUGGCAAUUAGGCAGGGUCUCUUUGGGGGGGUCAACUUGCUUUGGUGUAGGACAGGGGUUGGCAACAGAGUGAUUAAAGUUUUUAGUAAAAGACUGUAAAAUCACCGGGAAUUCAGCUAAAGAGAGAUGUGAUCGUGUCUCAGUGUAAUCAAGGUAUGAAAUUAUUUGAGAGAGAGAGAUACAUGAGUCCUCCUCCUUCUUUAGCCUCAAAAUAAUAAGCCUAUAAUAACCCUAUAUCGGAACAGAUUUUUUUCCAUUUAGUGGGAAUGGGAAUAUUUUUGGGGUAAUUGAGUUAAGGCUGAAAGAAGAUAUAGGCUAGGAAGAUAUAUAGCUAGGAAUCACCAUCCCCACUGAAAUGCACUAUUUAAAGCCCCUGCUCUCUCUCACUGUCUCAUUUGCCAGUACUAUCUGGAGAUUUGCAUUGCAUUAUUCUGAGCAAGUCAGGAGAGCUUUAUUCUCCAUUCAGUGCAGAAGUUCAAAAAGUAUUUUAAGGGCACAUCCCUCAGGACACAGACGUCAAUUCAACGUCUAUUCCACGUUGGUUCAACGUCAUUUCAGACGUGAAAAAAACAUUGAUUCAACCAGUGUGUGCCCAGUGGGAUGGAACUUCUACAGGUACAGGGAUUUGACAGUAGAGUUUUCUUUGUACAGUACUAGUAGUCUUGGACAGGUAUUACUAUCUCACCUACACUACCAGUCAAAAGUUUGGACACACCUACUCAUUCAAGGUUUUCUUUAUUUUAACUAUUUUUCUACAUUGUAGAAUAAUAGUGACGACAUCAAAACUAUGACAUAACACAUAUGGAAUCAUGUAGUAAACAAGAAAAGGGGUUAAACAAAUCAAAAUACAUUUUAUAUUUGAGAAUCUUCAAAUAGCCACCCUUUGCCUUGAUGAUGGCUUUGCACACUCUUGGCAUUCUCUCAACCAGCUUCACCUGGAAUGCUUUUCCAACAGUCUUGAAGGAGUUCCCACAUAUGCUGAGCACUUGUUGGCAGCUUUUCCUUCACUCUGCGGUCCGACUCAUCCCAAACCAUCUCAAUUGGGUUGAGGUCAGGGGAUUGUGGAGGCCAGGCCAUCUGAUGCAGCACUCCAUCACUCCUUCUUGGUAAUAUAGCCCUUACACAGCCUGGAGGUGUGUUGGGUCAUUGUCCUGUUAAAAAACAAAUGAUAGUCCCACUAAGCCCAAACCAGAUGGGAUGGCGUAUUGCUGCAGAAUACAGUGGCAGACAUGCUGGUUAAGUGUGCCUUGAAUUCUAAAUAAAUCAUAGACGGUGUCACCAGCAAAGCAUCCCCACACCAUAACACCUCCUCCUCCAUGCUUUACGGUGGGAACCACACAUGCGGAGAUCAUCUGUUCACCCACACCACGUCUCACAAAGACACGGCGGUUGAAACCCAAAAUCUCCAAUUUGGACUCCAGACCAAAGGACACAUUUCCACCGGUCUAAUGUCCAUUGCUCGUGUUUCUUGGCCCAAGCAGGUCUCUUCUUCUUAUUGGUGUCCUUUAGUAGUGGUUUCUUUGCAGCAAUUCGACCAUGAAGGCCUGAUUCACACAGUCCCCUCUGAACAGUUGAUGUUGAGAUGUGUCUGUGACUUGAACUCUGUGAAGCAUUUAUUUGGGCUGCAAUUUCUGAGGCUGGUAACUCUAAUGAACUUAUCCUCUGCAGCAGAGGUAACUCUGGCUCUUCCAUUCCUGUGGCAAUCCAAAUGAGAGCCAGUUUCAAAUCAAAUCAAAUCAAAUUGUAUUGGUCACAUGCGCCGAAUACAACAGGUGCAGACAUCACAGUGAAAUGCUUACUUACAGCCCUUAACCAACAGUGCAUUUAUUUUUAACAAAAAAGUAAAAAUAAAACAACAACAAAAAAAGUGUUGAGAAAAAAAAGAGCAGAAGUAAAAUAAAAUAACAGUAGGGAGGCUAUAUAUACAGGGGGGUACCGUUGCAGAGUCAAUGUGCGGGGGCACCGGCUAGUUGAGGUAAUAUGUACAUGUGGGUAGAGUUAAAGUGACUAUGCAUAAAUAAUUAACAGAGUAGCAGCAGCGUAAAAAGGAUGGGGUGGGGGGGCAGUGCAAAUAGUCCGGGUAGCCAUGAUUAGCUGUUCAGGAGUCUUAUGGCUUGGGGGUAGAAGCUGUUGAGAAGUCUUUUGGACCUAGACUUGGCACUCCGGUACCGCUUGCCGUGCGGUAGCAGAGAGAACAGUCUAUGACUAGGGUGGCUGGAGUCUUUUACAAUUUUGAGGGCCUUCCUCUGACACCGCCUGGUAUAGAGGUCCUGGAUGGCAGGAAGCUUGGCCCCAGUGAUGUACUGGGCCGUACACACUACCCUCUGUAGUGCGUUGCGGUCGGAGGCCAAGCAGUUGCCAUACCAGGCGGUGAUGCAACCAGUCAGGAUGCUCUCGAUGGUGCAGCUGUAGAAUUUUUUGAGGAUCUGAGGACCCAUGCCAAAUCUUUUCAGUCUCCUGAGGGGGAAUAGGCUUUGUCGUGCCCUCUUCACGACUGUCUUGGUGUGUUUGGACCAUGAUAGUUCGUUGGUGAUGUGGACACCAAGGAACUUGAAGCUCUCAACCUGUUCCACUACAGCCCCGUCGAUGAGAAUGGGGGCGUGCUCAGUCCUCUUUUUUUUCCUGUAGUCCACAAUCAUCUCCUUUGUCUUGGUCACGUUGAGGGAGAGGUUGUUGUCCUGGCACCACACGGCCAGGUCUCUGACCUCCUCCCUAUAGGCUGUCUCAUCGUUGUCGGUGAUCAGGCCUACCACUGUUGUGUCGUCGGCAAACUUAAUGAUGGUGUUGGAGUCGUGCCUGGCCAUGCAGUCAUGGGUGAACAGAGAGUACAGGAGGGGACUGAGCACGCACCCCUGAGGGGCCCCCGUGUUGAGGAUCAGUGUGGCAGAUGUGUUGUUACCUACCCUUACCACCUGGGGGCGGCCCGUCAGGAAGUCCAGGAUCCAGUUGCAGAGGGAGGUGUCUAGUCCCAGGAUCCUUAGCUUAGUGAUGAGCUUAGAGGGCACUAUGGUGUUGAAUGCUGAGCUGUAGUCAAUGAAUAGCAUUCUCACGUAGGUGUUCCUCUUGUCCAGGUGGGAAAGGGCAGUGUGGAGUGCAAUAGAGAUUGCAUCAUCUGUGGAUCUGUUGGGGCGGUAUGCAAAUUGGAGUGGGUCUAGGGUUUCUGGGAUAAUGCUGUUGAUGUGAGCCAUGACCAGCCUUUCAAAGCACUUCAUGGCUACAGACGUCAGUGCUACGGGUCGGUAGUCAUUUAGGCAGGUUAUCUUAGAGUCCUUGGGCACGGGGACUAUGGUGGUCUGCUUGAAACAUGUUGGUAUUACAGACUCAGUCAGGGACAUGUUGAAAAUGUCAGUGAAGACACUUGCCAGUUGGUCAGCACAUGCUCGGAGUACACGUCCUGGUAAUCCGUCUGGCCCUGCGGCCUUGUGAAUGUUGACCUGCUUAAAAGUCUUACUCACAUCGGCUACGGAGAGCGUGAUCACAUAGUCAUCCGGAACAGCUGGUGCUCUCAUGCAUGCUUCAGUGUUGCUUGCCUCGAAGCGAGCAUAGAAGUGGUUUAGCUCGUCUGGUAGGCUUGUGUCACUGGGCAGCUCACGGCUGUGCUUCCCUUUGUAGUCUGUAAUAGUUUUCAAGCCCUGCCACAUCCGACGAGCGUCAGAGCCAGUGUAGUACGAUUCAAUCUUAGUCCUGUAUUGACUCUUUGCCUGUUUGAUGGUUCGUUGGAGGGCAUAGCGGGAUUUCUUAUAAGCGUCCGGGUUAGAGUCCCGUUCCUUGAAAGCGGCAGCUCUACCCUUUAGCUCAGUGCGGAUGUUUCCUGUAAUCCAUGGCUUCUGGUUGGGGUAUGUACGUACGGUCACUGUGGGGACGACAUCAUCGAUGCACUUAUUGAUGAAGCCAGUGACUGAUGUGGUGUACUCCUCAAUGCUGUCUGAAGAAUCCCGGAACAUGUUCCAGUCUGUGCUAGCAAAACAGUCCUGUAGCUUAGCAUCUGCGUCAUCUGACCACUUUUUUAUUAACCGAGUCACUGGUGCUUCCUGCUUUAGUUUUUGCUUAUAAGCAGGAAUCAGGAGGAUAGAGUUAUGGUCAGAUUUGCCAAAUGGAGGGCGAGGGAGAGCUUUGUAUGCGUCUCUGUGUGUGGAGUAAAGGUGGUCUAGAGUUUUUUUUUCCUCUGGUUGCACAUUUAACAUGCUGGUAGAAAUUAGGUAGAACGGAUUUAAGUUUCCCUGCAUUAAAGUCCCCGGCCACUAGGAGCGCUGCAUCUGGAUGAGCGUUUUCCUGUUGAUUUAUGGCCUUGUACAACUCAUUCAGUGCAAUCUUAAUGCCAGCAUUGGUUUGUGGUGGUAAAUAGACAGCUAUGAAAAAUAUAGAUGAAAACUAUCUUGGUAAAUAGUGUGGUCUACAGCUUAUCAUAAGAUACUCUACCUCAGGCGAGCAAAACCUAGAGACUUCCUUAGUAUUUGAUUUUGUGCACCAGCUGUUGUUUACAAAUAUACACAGACCGCCACCCCUUGUCUUACCGGAGUCAGCCGUUCUAUCCUGCCAAUGUAGCGUAUAGCCCGCUAGCUGUAUGUUAUCAAUGUCGUCGUUCAGCCACGACUCGGUGAAACAUAAGAUAUUACAGUUUUUAAUGUCCCGUUGGUAGGAUAACCGUAAUCUUAAAUCAUCCAAUUUAUUUUCAAAUGAUUGAACGUUGGCUAAUAGGAUUGAUGGAAGAGGCAGUUUACUCGCUCGCCGUCGGAUCCUUACAAGGCACCCCGAUCUACGUCCACGAUAUCUCCGUCUCUUCCUCAGGCGAAUGACGGGGAUUUGGGCCUUGUCGGGUGUCUGUAUGAUAUCCUUCGCGGCCGCCUCGUUGAAGAAAAAAUCUUCGUCCAUUACGAGGUGAGUAAUCGCUGUCCUGAUAUCCAGAAGCUCUUUUUGGUUAUAAGAGACGAUGGCAGAAACAUUAUGUACAAAAUAAAUUACAAAUAACGCGGAAAAACACACAUAAUAGUACAAUUGGUUAGAGGGCUGUAAAACGGCAGCCAUCUUCUCCGGCGCUGUUAGUUUCAUCAUAGCGCUUAAUGAUUUUUUGACUGACCUUCAUGUCUUAAAGUAAUGAUGGACUGUCGUUUCUCUUUGCUUAUUUGAGCUGUUCUUGCCAUAAUAUGGACUUCGUCUUUUACCAAAUAGGGCUAUCUUCUGUAUAUAUAUAUAUAUAUAUAUAUAUAUAUAUAUAUAUAAUUUUUUUUUUUUAACCAGGGAAGCCAGUUGAGAACAAGUUCUCAUUUACAACUGCGACCUGGCCAAGAUAAAGCAAAGCAGUGUGAUAAAAACAACAACACAGAGUUACAUAUGGGGUAAACUAAACAUAAAGUCAAAAAUACAACAGAAAAUAUAUAUACAGUGUGUGCGAAUGUAGUAAAUUGUGGAGGUAGGGCAAAAAAUAGGCCAUAAUGCAAAAUAGUUACAAUUUCGUAUUAACACUGGAAUGAUAGAUGUGCAAAAGAUGAUGUGCAAAUAGAGAUACUGGGGUGCAAAUUAGCAAAAUAAAUAACAACAUGGGGAUGAGGUAGUUGGAUGGGCUAAUUUCAGAAUGGCUGUGUGCAGGUGCAGUUAUCGGUAAGCUGCUCUGACAACUGACGCUUAAAGUUAGUGAGGGAGAUAAGAGUCUCCAGCUUCAGAGAUUUUUGCAGUUCAUUCCAGUCAUUGGCAGCAGAGAACUGGAAGGAAUGGCGGUGAGGGAUGACCAGUGAGAUAUACCUGCUGGAGCGCAGACAACGGGUGGAAAUUUCUAUGGUAUACUCCCCCCCCCCCCCCCCCCCCCUUACCUUGUCACAACACAACUGAUUGGUUCAAACGCAUUAAGAAGGAAAUAAAUUCCACAAAUUAACUUUUAAGAAGGCACACCUGUUAAUUGAAAUGUAUUCCAGGUGACUACCUCAUGAAGCUGGUUGAGAGAAUGCCAAGAGUGUGCAAAGCUGUCAUCAAGGCAAAGGGUGGCUAUUUGAGAGGCCAGUGAAUUUCUGAAGGGGUUUGACCCCCUGUUAAACCUGGUAUUGGAUAGCACCAUCGAGUACUUGCGGGAUCCUGACGGCCAGUUCAAGCUGACCGAGGACACGCGGCAGCUGGGCCUGGUGGUUUGUAGAGGGACGUCCGUGGUACUCAUCUGUCCUCAGGACGGCAUGGAAGCCAUCCCCAACCCCUUCAUCCAGCAGCAGGACGGAUAG
Coregonus sp. 'balchen' is the source of this 39211-nucleotide messenger RNA. The record is from the annotation of a GenBank genome assembly. Lineage: Eukaryota; Metazoa; Chordata; Actinopteri; Salmoniformes; Salmonidae.